AAACGAAGUAUUUGUCAGUGUUACUUGUGUGGAGCGAGCGAUACAAGAAGCAUUGUUUUGAUGCGACAUGUAAUGUUAACGUGAUGAUUAACAAUUCAAAAGACUGAUAAAUCGAAUCUCUUACAUUCUGAACUUGGACUAUAACAUAUCAAGAAACUGGAAAAGGUUACACAUAGAAAUAUAUUUGUGCUGUCCUUGCGACACAGACGACGGCUGUCGCCCAGAGUGAGGCCCAGGCAGGAGUCAGCUGCAGCGGAGUGGGGCACCAUGAUGGAGGGGGGCAUGCAGCUGCUGAACCGUGACGGCCACAGCAUCUCGCACAACUCCAAGCGCCACUACCACGACUCGUUCGUGUCCAUGAACAGGAUGCGCCAGCGCAACCUGCUCUGCGACAUCGUGCUGCACGUCUCCAACAAGGAGAUUAAGGCGCACAAGGUGGUGCUGGCCUCCUGCAGUCCCUACUUCCACGCCAUGUUUACAAAUGAGAUGUCGGAGAGUCGCCAGACCCACGUGACCCUGCAUGACAUUGACCCCCUUGCGUUGGAACAGCUGGUUCAGUAUGCCUACACUGCAGAAAUCGUGGUGGGGGAGGGCAACGUGCAGACCUUGCUCCCAGCUGCCAGCCUUCUGCAGCUCAACGGGGUGAGGGACGCCUGCUGUAAGUUCCUCCUCAGCCAGCUGGACCCCUCUAACUGCCUGGGCAUCCGCGGCUUUGCAGACACCCACUCCUGCAGCGACCUGCUCAAGUCUGCGCACAAGUACGUCCUGCAGCACUUUGUGGAGGUGUCCAAGACCGAGGAGUUCAUGCUGCUGCCGCUGAAGCAGGUAUUGGACCUGAUCUCCAGUGACAACCUGAACGUGCCGUCGGAAGAGGAGGUAUACCGGGCCGUGCUGAACUGGGUCAAACACGACAUUGACGGGCGCAGGCAGCACGUUCCCUGGCUGAUGAAGUGCGUACGCCUGCCCCUGCUGCGGAGGGAUUUCCUCAUGAGCAACGUGGACACGGAGCAGUUGGUGCGUCACCACUCUGAGUGCAAGGACCUGCUCAUCGAAGCCCUCAAGUACCACCUGAUGCCCGAACAGAGGGGCGUGCUGAGCAACAGCCGCACCCGGCCUCGCCGCUGCGAGGGCGCCAGCCCCGUGCUCUUCGCCGUUGGUCAGUGUGCCCCAGAGGUUACCCACCAGGGUGGGGGCAGUCUGUUUGCCAUCCACGGCGACUGCGAGGCCUACGACACGCGGACAGACCGCUGGCACAUGGUGGCCUCUAUGUCCACUCGGCGGGCACGGGUGGGCGUGGCGGCCAUCGGAAACAAGUUGUACGCAGUGGGAGGGUAUGACGGUACCUCCGAUCUAGCCACCGUGGAGUCCUACGACCCGGUCACCAACUCCUGGCAACCUGAGGUGUCCAUGGGGACGCGGCGGAGCUGUCUGGGUGUGGCGGUGUUGCACGGCCUCCUGUACGCGGCCGGCGGUUACGACGGAGCUUCCUGCCUCAACAGUACAGAGCGGUACGACCCUCUAACCAGUACCUGGAGCUCCAUCGCUGCCAUGAGCACCCGGAGGAGAUAUGUCCGUGUGGCCACUCUGGAUGGCAGUCUGUAUGCAGUAGGAGGGUAUGACAGCUCCUCACACCUAGCUACAGUGGAGAAAUAUGAACCACAGAGCAACGCGUGGACGGCCAUCGCCAACAUGCUGAGCCGGCGCAGCAGUGCCGGGGUGGCUGUGCUGGAGGGCAUGCUCUAUGUUGCUGGGGGCAACGAUGGCACCAGCUGCCUGAACUCGGUGGAGCGGUUCAACCCCAAGACCAACGCCUGGGAGGGCGUGGCGCCCAUGAACAUCCGCAGGAGUACCCAUGACCUUGUGGCCAUGGACGGCUGGCUGUACGCAGUGGGCGGCAACGACGGCAGCUCCAGCCUCAACUCCAUUGAGAAGUACAACCCGCGCAGCAACAAGUGGGUGGCGGCAUCCUGCAUGUUCACGCGGCGCAGCAGUGUGGGCGUGGCCAUCCUGGAGCUGCUCAACUUCCCGCCGCCCUCGUCGCCCACUCUCUCCGUGUCCUCCACCAGCCUUUGACACGGGGCUAGGCUCCGGCUGACCUCAGCCCCCGCCUCGGUCGCCGCCACCACCACCACCACUACGACACAGCCAGGCCCAAGCAAGAGACGCAACUGCUCCGUGUGAAGGGGGGGAGGGGGAGGGAGGUGCGCAGUUAAACAGAGAAGAGGUGAUGGGAAGAGUGAAGGAUGGGGGAGAGAGAAACACUCAGAGGUUGCUGGUGGAUCUCGUGCGGUCUCGUUCCCUGAGGUCUCGCUGUAAUACCGUAAAGAUACCAGCUCCUAGUCUCUUGAAUAACACAGGAGAGUUUUCCUCCCUUCAUCCCUCUGUCCCUUUGCAAUCCAACGCUUGAAACACUGUCUGAAGACGGUCACUUUGUGUAUCAUGUGUUCCGUAAAUCUCUUUUUUUUUUGCAAUAAUAUAUAUAGAUAUAGAAAUUAAUUAUUUUAACUAAGGAAUGUAGCUGUAGACUGGUUCUGCCAUGCAUGCUUAUCGUGUCCUGGCCGGCAGGGAUACAACGGUAUAGUGCUGCUGUAUGUGUCACACUAGGUGGCAGUAACGGACAAUGUUGUUUACCAUCGUACCCCACAGAUGCGCAUGGGGAGGAGGGUGAAGUUGCCCCUAGAUGCUGAUCUUGGGUCAGUUUAGCAUUUUCCCCACUAAUGGUUAAGGUUAGGAUUGGGGAAGGGGAAGCUGAUCCUAGACCUGUACCUAGGGGAAACAUCAGAAUAGAUCUAUUGAUACUAGAUCUAUCAUUACUCGAAACUGUAAAUUAGUUUAAAUCCCUUUUUUAUAUAAGAACAGAGACAAUUACAUUGAAUUCUAUUUCAUAUUUAUUAAAUGUAAAAAAAUAUAUAUAUAGCUAAUAUAUUCAAAGAUGCUUUAUGAAAAGCAAAUGGACCACUGCUACAACUCAAGAGAGACGUAUUGUUUUUAUUUUGUUGCAUUAACUUUGUGCAUAUCAUGGAUGGAAGUGUAUCAGGGAGAAUGUCAAAGUGUCCUCUGUAGCUCAAUUGGUAGAGCACGGCGCUUGUAACGCCAGGGUAGUGGGUUCGAUCCCCGGGACCACCC
Molecule: messenger RNA, 3126 nt
Organism: Coregonus clupeaformis (lake whitefish)
Lineage: Eukaryota; Metazoa; Chordata; Actinopteri; Salmoniformes; Salmonidae
Product: kelch-like protein 17
Exons: 12
Coding region: 268-2073 (601 amino acids)
Molecular function (GO): protein binding
Source: RefSeq, a predicted model, not a curated record